This is a messenger RNA of Leptopilina heterotoma, 1512 nucleotides long. Its product is annotated as ankyrin repeat family A protein 2-like. Gene Ontology annotation, molecular function: protein binding. Gene Ontology annotation, cellular component: nucleus; cytoplasm. The transcript is spliced from 6 exons. The coding region runs from base 193 to 987 and encodes 264 amino acids. The record is from RefSeq and is a predicted model, not a curated record. Lineage: Eukaryota; Metazoa; Arthropoda; Insecta; Hymenoptera; Figitidae.
UAAUAAACAAUAAUGUCAUGUUUAUGCAUUAAAAACUUGUGUGUUUAUUCCAUUUAUUCUCAUGAUAAUUACGAUAAUUACUGUUAAAAAAUGUUAUUUUCCUCUUGACUUCGAAACGUGUAAUGUAGAAAUUUUAUUUUAAAAUACAGUCACCGAUUUUGUGCAGUAAGUUUGAUCCAUUUAUCGUGAGGAAUGAAAGAGGAAGAGGAGGAGGACGAGGAAAAUGUUAUCAAGUUGGAAAACGGUUCGCAAAGUGACGGUAGCAAAAUUGCCAUUGGAAUUCGACCGAGGCCGUUAAUUUGUAAACCAGGACAUGUAAACGUGGGGUGUAAAUCCGAACCUCUUGAGACAAAGUGCUAUUGGAAUCCUGGAGCUUGGCAAGACGCUACUCGAACCAGUGCAUUUCAACCUUACAAGCCUCCGACUUUGCUGACAAAUUUACAAAGAGGAAAUACUCAAACAGAAAUUCCACAACUUUAUGUUGGGAAGGAUAUAACAUUUUUCACUCUUGCCGGCCAAGGAGAACUUACACCGGACGAUAUUUGUCAAGCAUCUCUAGACGCUUUGGACGAAAAGGGUUUGUCGGGAUUAAUGUGGGCUGCAAGUUACGGCCAAUUGGGAAGUGCUCGUCAACUUUUGGAAGCAGGAGCCGAUAAAAAUUGCCGAGGACUUCGUGGACAGACACCAUUGCAUUUAGCAGCGGCUUACGGUCAUCAUGAUUUAGUCAAACUAUUAAUUAGUCACGGCGCUGAUCCAAAUAUCUACGAAGAGGAGGGAAACACUCCCUUAAUAUACGGAGCACAUGGAGAUCAUCGUCACGUUUGUUACGAACUUUUAUCGAAGGGUGCCGAUGUGGCGCAUAGAAAUAUUCACGGCAUAAGUGCUUAUCACGCUGCAAUUCUAAACAAUUCGUUAGCAGCAAAAGCAGUGAUUGAAAAUUAUCUGGUAGAGAAAUUAGUGAGCACAUCAACUGGGAUACUAUCAUAAAGUCAAAGUAAGCAUGAGGCUCAAGUUCGCAGCGUUUUUUAAAAACGAAAACAAAAAAUAGUGCAACUUACUAUUUAUUUUGAUUUUAAAUUCAUGUUAUUUUUUAGCAAUUACUUAUAUUAAGUAACAAUUAUUAUUUUUAUCUUCAAAUAAAAUUAAGUAACAAUUAUUAAGCAAAAAUUUACGGACAAGAAAUUAAAGGUGAAUUUAACUUUUAAAAAACUCUUUUUUGAUUUUUCGUUUUUAAAAACGUUGCGGACUUCAGCCUCACAAGUAAGCAAAGAGAAAAUUAUAAAUAAUGUUUAAAAUUAAUUGUUAGAACUUGAAUUUUAUCCCACAAGAUUUGUAUGCGUGGAAUAAUUUUUAGAUUGUAUAUGACUUACUUUAACAUUCUGUGUACAAUUCUUGAAGUAUUAAUUAUUAUGUGAUUUUUUUUAUACAAAAAAAAAUAAUUUUAUACCUCUGAUAUUUUCGUAAAUUAUAAAUUGUUAACUUUUAUAAAAACCAUGACCAUUUACAAUUAAA